ACACAGCAGGUACUGGGAAGGCGUCGUCGCUGGAAGCGAUUGCUCACGCUGACGCUGUGCGGUUAGCGUCUGUGGUGAGGACUUCCCGGUGAUAUCGCCGCAGCAGUAAACAGAUAACGGCCUGUGUUGAGGCUGCGCGGUCAAAUGCGCAGCGCUAGCGCGUCAGUUGGGGCGCUGCCAGCGAGAACAGACCAACUCGCGCGGACGUACAGCUGCUCCUGCCGCUGCCAUGUUGCUGCAACCAGCGCCGUCCACAGCCGCCGCGGGCGACGGCGGCGCAGCGCCCGGCCAGCAGCCGCCGCGGCAGACGGACGUAGCGGACUAUGCUGCGCCGUCGCUGGCCACGACGGAGGGCCGCCUGCGGACCUUCAGGCACGGCGACUGGCCCGUCAGCUUCCUGACCGCCGAAGAGGUGGCGGCCGCCGGAUUCUACUUCCUGCGCCGCGGCGACGACGCGGUGAAGUGCUUCUACUGCGACGUCGUCAUCAACAAGUGGGAACCCAGCGACGACCCGUUGGCGGAGCACCGCAGGUGGUCUCCCCGCUGCCCGUUCCUCAGCUCGUCGCGACGCGGCUGCGCCGACGCCGUCUCCUACGACUCGUGCAGCCCGUUCGAGCGGCCAGCGGCGCUGCAGUCGCGGGCGCAGCCGAAGCCGACGCCGGUGCACGCGACGCGCCCCGCCUGGCCGCAGUACUGCACGCGCGGGGCGAGGCUGGCUUCGUUCAAGGACUGGCCGCCCGCCAUCCCCGUGAAGCCCGUGGCGCUCUGCGAGGCGGGCUUCUUCUACUCGGGCAGCGGCGACCGCACCAUCUGCUACUACUGUGGCAGGGGGCUGCGCGACUGGGAGGCCAGCGACGACCCCUGGGUGGAGCACGAGCUCUGGUUCCCCGGCUGCUGGCACGUGCUGCUGCACCGCGGCAACGACUUCGUAAACGAGAUCGCCCAGAAGAGGGACGCCUUGAUCGCCGCCAAAACGGACCCGCACCAAACUGCGACCGAAAUCUCCAAGUCGCAACCGCGACGGGAGACACCGGACAGCCGAGUCGAGGAGACGGAAAACGGUGCCACCGAAGAGAAGCGUCUCUGCAAGAUAUGCUUCGAAAAGGAAAUGGGCGUCGUAUUCCUGCCCUGUGGGCACAUCGUGGCCUGCGUCGACUGCGCCUUGUCAGUUGCUGAUUGUCCCGUCUGCCGCCAACCCUUCCAGAACACGGCCAGAGUCUACUUACCGUGAUGGACCCCGGUACGAGUAGAAAAAAGCACUGAGACCCGCGACAUCUGGGUCUCAGCUUACCACCCCGCCAGAUAUCGACCGAGAGUCGACUGCUGGCGUCUACACAUCGACUACUGUCUCGCAGUGGGUGGAACCGAAGCGUCUCGGAGAGGCCGAGUAUCUCCAGUAAGAACGGGAGCAACGAGACCUACAAUAUCGCGGUCUCAGUUUUCCGAUCAGCCAGAUAUCGACCUAGAGUCAACGGCUGGCGCCCACACAUUAAUUCCGUCUCACAGUGUGUGACAACGAGGCUGCUCCGAGGCGUCAACUGCUGCAAAGUAGAAGGGUCGGAGUGAAAACAUCUUCAGACACCUGUGGGUUGUUCUAUAAUCGUUUAUUUCUCACACUUAACACAUUUCGGACCAAAAUCAUUUUCAGCAGUUUUUGUGGAAAAUAAAUGUAAGAGAACCUACAUUAGCCUGGUUAUCUCAACUUACAAGAAGUUGUGAGCUGAUCAAAUGAGAAUAUGUCGUUCUGUUUCCGUUCAUCUUCUAGUUCCUCUCCUUGUGAAAGGUGUGACAUGCAGAACAGCAGGAGAAACCUAGCUUUUCAUUUCCGUUCUGUUUUCCCACAUAUGUAUAUAUAACUCAGAGCCCAUCCUUUGAUAACCACAUUUGUUGAAAAUAUACUAUGCCCAAACACUUCUUCAGUGUGAGAAAUAAAAGCUUAUAAUGCAGCCUCAUGUGGUGUCAUGCAAAUAUUUUGUAAUAGCUAGGAGGCACGAGCUUUACGAAAAUAAAAAGCAGCUUCUCUACAGUGAGAAGAAAGGUUUUUUAUUACACCUUUUGAUGCUGUAGAGCGCCAUCUACCGGCCUUCUAACAAUUUUAUUGCAGCCUGAUAGACAUCUUAAAAUGGCAAAGAUCUUUGAGAUUCUGUACAGCAUUUCGACUUGUAAUUAGAAACUAGCAAAUAUCGCCUUAUGAAAAUUGUGACAGGUACAAUCAGAAAAGAACCAUAGUUGUCUGGUGUCUAUUGAACUGCAGAUAUAAAGAUAAUGCUCCAAGGCUGUACAAUUUGUGCUGCAGAAAUUCACGCUUUUACAUUUUUAUACAUCUUUACAAUUCACAUUUAUAUGCAUUCUUCUUCUUCUUCAUCUUAUUUGAUGUUCCCCUUCCACUUGAUACCCUUAACUUCAUUGCCUUCAGGGAAUAUUUUUUAAAAAUUUGUUACAAGUUUCCUGUAGCCAUUUCCCCUAUGUAAUUCAAAAGAAAUACUGCGAUGCUACUUCUGAAGGACUGAUUUCCUUCUUUUUUUUUUUUACUUUUCCAGUCGUUAUCGAUCAUCCAAGCAGAAAAUGACCACAAACGCAGCUUAUAAACAUAGAAACAAAUCAAUAAAACUGUUUAAUUGCUGAAAACACUCUUCAUCUAAAACAUAAACUCUGUCCAUAGGCCUUAGCGGGCCCACUGGUACAGAGCAAGCAGCAUGUCACCCUCCCUAAUCGCGUCAUUGGAUGCAGUAUAGAGGGUCGUGGGGUCAGUACACUGCUUACUCGGACGCUGUCAGUUUUUGUGACCAGGAGCCACUACUACCCAGUCAAGUAACUCCUCAAUUGGCAUCACCAGGCUGAGAGCCCUUGUUUGAGUCCUUCCACCAAGGAAAAUCCCUGGCAUUACAGGGAAUCGAACCCGGGUUCUUUGCAUGGCAGUGGACCACACUGACUCCUCAAUCAUGGAGAUGGGCACAUGCAGUAUUGUCCCUACAAUCAUUAAUCUUGUCUGCAACUGCUUAGAGUUCCUGUCGUUACAGUUCCUAGCAUUCCUUACAUUAACAUAGCAGGUAGAGUUUACACUUCAUAAUUUACAGCAGAAGUAUCCAUGCCUUCUUAGGAUCUCACUGUUUUUUGACAGAUGAGAGCAAAGCAUUUUGUGCACUACUGAAACGAAAUGAUAUAUUCAGCAUCAGUCAAUAAUGAUCUUCUGCAGUGCAAAUUGUAAGCUUUGAGAAGCUAAAUUGAGUAUACUUCCAGUUACCUUAAUAACAAGAAACAUGUAGGUUCAUGUUUUUUAAGUUAUAUAUUGCUUUGGUGCUAGAUAAAAUAAAAUCAUAUUCAUAACUUGAAAUGCAAACAUAUCAAUAUUCUAAUAUAUUUUAUCAGGACAUGAAACAUCUUUCAGGAUAUUAAGCAUUGCUUCUUUGUAGGAAGACUGAUAAUUCAUUAAGAUUCUAUUGCAAUCAAUUUUAUCUGAACAUACAAGUAAAAAUCGAAGACCAAUUUGGAAUCUAACAGAUUACUGGUAAAGAUGCAAAAGUAAAUAAUAAAUCAACAGUAAAAAUUAUAUUUGUGUCUUAUUGGUCAUUUGAAUAUUGUACCUGAAAUGCAUUUAUUAAACAUAUUUUUACAUAAUUCUCAAAACUUUAGUUUGUCUUUUUAUUUCUAUUUAUUUGAUGAAAAAUGUGCUUUUAACAUUAGUUCCUAUAAGAGCAUGAUGUGUGCUAUACUAAAGUGCAUCUAGAAAAUUCUACAUUUGAGAUGAAUAUCACAAUGCUUUCUUCAUAGUAAUAUCAAAUUUUGCGAGUUAUUAAUCCAGUCAUAAAUUAUUUGAUAUAGAUGUCUAUACCUUUACAUUUGAAGUAGCGCUGAAACUUAUCUGAUGUGGGGUCUGAACAUAUAGUUGUUGCCUUUGGCGUGGUGAAUACAAAUUUCCUGUAACCAUAUUGCUUCGCUAUUAAACAUUAAUUUUUCAUUCACAAUUUCAUAUAAAUAAUUUUCUUGAGAUGAUGUCAGAUUGUCGUUGUGUUUCUUUGUAAAGAGAAACAUAUGAAUGAUCUUACUUGUAACACACCUGUUCAUGUAUAUAUGCAGCAUCUAUUUCAUUGAAUAUAUUGUUGCAGUAUCAAGUGUAUGGUGUCAGUACUCCACAGAAUGCAAGUAUAAUUUGCUGUUUGUGUGUACUCAACAGAAUGGAAAUAUAAUUUGCUAUCAAUAUGUGACAAAUGCUUUUCACAACAUAUUAGUAAUAUAAGAUAGGUUUGUUGGCUUUUGUCAAGUACAUAGUAACGUUACUGACAGUACUACACGACGCAGCUGGUUACCAGUAAAAACAGUGUCUGUAGUAUUUCAUUUUUUCUUGAAUAGUGUGUGCUGUCUAUUUUUAAGUCACAUAUAAAAUGGCCAAAACCACACAUAACUUUAAAUACUUCUAUAAUGACAAAUAGGUAAGUGAAAGGGUCUAUAAUAAUGGCGAUACUGUUAUAACUUUACAUGUAAGUACAAAAAAUAGUUAGUUAUUGGGUGUCUCGAUUUUUAUUUUCUUAUCAUUGUAGCAAACAUCAUACCUGUUAUUACUCUGAAGAAUGUAACAGUAAUUUCCUUUUGAAAAAUUUAGAAUUUUCUGAGUUUAUAGUUAAAGAAUACAUUAAAAUGUAUAACAGUUUUAUGUUAUAUUUUACGUUGAUAGUCACAUAACAGUGCAUCAAGAAAUGUAACACAUUUAGAUUUUCUCUUGCUUGUAAAAUAUUUUUACCUGUAUCAAAUAAAAUAAGCAAAUAUAUAUUUUUUUAACAAAAGAAAAGAAUUUGUAAUGCUUUAAUUCAACAAGCUCAGUUGCACAUAUGGUUUGAUAUUACCUUGCAAAAGUACUAAUUGAUGUUAUUUACAUUGGUUCAUGUAGGAGGUAUUCUGUAUUCGCUUUUAUUGCAACAAUAUACCAGUUUCUUUGUAUGUUUUAAACCUGCAAAAAAAAAAAACAUUUAUCUGCAUGAACUCUCAUAGUACCAGUUAUCCUUUCAAGUAGAAAAGGCACUUCGACAUAAACUUACAUUUGCAAAUUUCAGUUGAGCUUAAGUAGUAGCACCGAAUAAAGAAGAGAUCAGAUACAUGUGCCAUGUACUGAGGUACAUUCAGGUAGUUACAUGAUAGAUUAAUAUUCUUGGUAUAGAUCCAGUCCAGCUCACUGAAACAACUUGCUGCUUUAAACUGUACUGACUGAAGCGAAUUUAAAGUUCACUACAAUUUUCAAUUGAGGAACAGUAUGUCUUUGCAUUAGUUUUGAGUGAUUGGAAGUUAGUGCUGUAGUAAACUACAGUAUUCUGUACUAGUGUCUUGUGUAUUAAACAUAUUGACCUUAUACACAAACCUUCAAAAUCUGAGUAAAUUCUUAUUUUAUUAAUUAAUUAUCAAAAUAAACAAAUACAUUUGUAGAACAGCUGUCAAAUAUUCUGUACUAAAAUUUAUAAAGUUUUAUUUCAUAUUGUUUCCCUAUUUUCUUUCUGUGAGUUCAGAAUAUCUCUUCAGAAGUACUACAGUUACUUACAAGUAAAAAAAAAAUCUGUUGACAUUUCCUUAGAUUCAUAUUAUUUUCACUUUUCUGCAAGAUCAUACUUAGAUACUGGCCAACGGUAAGCAGAGACCGUUCAUUGAGAAGUGACAAACUCCAUGAAAUAUCGUUUCAUUGACCACUUACAUACUGUAGGUUUGUAAUCUCUGAUUGAAAACAUAAAUAAACUAUUUUACAAUAGUCCUAGAAUUUAUUGAAUCUGCAGCUAACUAUAGGUUACCAAGUGACAACUUAAAAUGGAAGAAAAUAAUGUAUAUUUAUUACUAGCCUUUUAUAAUUGUGAUGAUUUAAUUUGCACAUAAAUCACUGAAUGAUGAGGAA
This is a messenger RNA of Schistocerca gregaria, 5872 nucleotides long. Its product is annotated as death-associated inhibitor of apoptosis 2-like. Gene Ontology annotation, molecular function: ubiquitin protein ligase activity; cysteine-type endopeptidase inhibitor activity involved in apoptotic process. The transcript has 2 exons. Gene Ontology annotation, biological process: positive regulation of protein ubiquitination; negative regulation of apoptotic process; regulation of cell cycle. The record is from RefSeq and is a predicted model, not a curated record. Gene Ontology annotation, cellular component: nucleus; cytoplasm. NCBI's taxonomy places the organism in Eukaryota, Metazoa, Arthropoda, Insecta, Orthoptera, Acrididae. The coding region runs from base 230 to 1231 and encodes 333 amino acids.